UGGCUUAUAUAAUAGAGAUUUGGGGACUUGGGUACCUCCCUUGUAAAUUUUGCGAUUAACGAAAAUUCCCAAACAAUCCAAUUAGAAGCGAAACCCUAACUUCCCGCGGAAACCCUUUUUGAUGUUCAUCUGAGUUCUGGUCAACAAAAAUGGGCGGUCAUGGAGGUCUGAACAUUCUCCCACAGAAGAAGUGGAAUGUAUACAACUUUGACAACCGCGAGAAAGUUCGAAAAGACGAGGAAGAUGCGGCCAGAGAAGAACAGCUCAAGCGCGACCAAUCUCGCAAGCGCGACUCCGAAUUGAGACUCAACAUUUUGAAGAACAAGAAUAAGACGACUUCGGAAGCAUCUAUUUCGGUUGUUGAAUCAAAAUCAAUAGUUAAAUCCAAAUCGGUAGCAUCUCAUUAUGUCGUUGAAUCAAAAUCAGCAGUUGAACCGAAAUUGGAAGCAUCAGAAUCCGUAAUUGAAUCGAAAUUGGAGUCGGAAUCGAGGCAUAUUAACUUGUUUGACGGGAUAAAAAUAUUUGAUCCAGUAGAGGUGGUAGGGAAGAAGAAAGAAGAAGACGAAGACGAAGGGAAAAAGAGGAAGAAGAAGAAGGAGGAAGUGAGGGUGGUGGGGCCUGAGGAUGAGGUGUAUAGGCUUGGUUAUGGUGUGGCUGGGAAAGGGGUGAAGGCUCCCUGGUAUACAAUGAGACCUGGAAAGGAGGUGGACGAAGAGAGAGAUCAGAAGAAAAGGAAGGGAAAUGUAGACAGUGGUGAGAAGACGAAGAUGAAGAAGACGACGCCUAAGACAGUGGAGGAGCUUAGGGAAGAGAGAUUGAAGAGAGAGAAGGCUGAGAAGGAGAGAGAGCGAGCUUUGUUAUCGCGCAAUAGAGGCAGUCAUGGGCACUAUCCAAUUCCAAGGGACCGAUAUAGGAGGUAAUGGUGAUAAAUAUCCUGGAUUUCCUCAUAGUGGCUUGCUUUCAAGCACUUGCUUCUGAGACAGGAUCUGGAGUCAACUUUAUCUUAUGGAUACUCUGGGGAUACCAAAUUUGAUUUUCAGAAAAUCUGGCAAUGUUGUUUUUUAAUCCUAUGUAUUUGGUUUUCUGCUGGAUAAUUGAGCUGUUCUCUACUUGCUUCCUGCAUAAGCUCACACAGUCCACUUGACCUGACACCAAACUGCUGAUCAGAUGAGAUUAAUUGCUUGAAUUACUGAGAUCUAUCUGCCUCCUCACCUGAUAUAAAGUGAAUGCUUACACAUGUUGGCGUUGUUUUGGUGAUGUAUAUAUUUUUCGAGUUGUAAAGACAUGGAUCACCCAUUAAUCCAUUAUACUAUGGUCUCUUGUGAUUUA
Messenger RNA from Spinacia oleracea (spinach), 1329 nucleotides. RefSeq lists its product as uncharacterized. The record is from RefSeq and is a predicted model, not a curated record. Bases 150 to 920 code for a protein of 256 amino acids. The transcript is spliced from 2 exons. Lineage: Eukaryota; Viridiplantae; Streptophyta; Magnoliopsida; Caryophyllales; Amaranthaceae.